Tupaia belangeri chinensis (Chinese tree shrew) is the source of this 2369-nucleotide messenger RNA. It is a transcript of the gene SLC2A13, whose product is annotated as solute carrier family 2 member 13. NCBI's taxonomy places the organism in Eukaryota, Metazoa, Chordata, Mammalia, Scandentia, Tupaiidae. The record is from RefSeq and is a predicted model, not a curated record. Gene Ontology annotation, molecular function: myo-inositol:proton symporter activity. Gene Ontology annotation, biological process: myo-inositol transport; transmembrane transport. Gene Ontology annotation, cellular component: apical plasma membrane.
CGCAGUGCUGGCCGCCGCCACCAACAAGGAGCCCCUGCUCGCCGGCCGCCUGGUCGUGGGGCUCGGCAUCGGCAUCGCGUCUAUGACAGUGCCAGUGUACAUCGCUGAGGUCUCACCACCCAAUUUACGAGGCCGAUUAGUCACCAUCAACACCCUCUUCAUCACAGGAGGGCAGUUCUUUGCAAGUGUGGUUGAUGGAGCCUUCAGUUAUCUCCAGAAGGAUGGAUGGAGGUACAUGUUGGGACUUGCAGCAAUUCCAGCAGUUAUACAGUUUUUUGGCUUUCUCUUUUUGCCGGAAAGUCCUCGAUGGCUUAUUCAGAAAGGACAGACUCAGAAGGCCCGUAGAAUUUUAUCUCAGAUGCGUGGUAACCAGACCAUUGAUGAGGAAUACGAUAGCAUCAAAAACAACAUUGAAGAAGAGGAAAAAGAAGUUGGUUCAGCCGGACCUGUGAUCUGCAGAAUGCUGAGUUACCCCCCAACUCGCCGAGCUUUAAUUGUGGGCUGUGGCCUGCAAAUGUUCCAACAGCUCUCAGGCAUUAACACCAUCAUGUACUACAGUGCAACCAUCCUGCAGAUGUCUGGUGUCGAAGAUGAUAGACUCGCAAUAUGGCUGGCUUCAGUGACGGCCUUCACAAAUUUCAUUUUCACUCUCGUGGGAGUCUGGCUUGUUGAGAAAGUGGGCCGCAGAAAGCUUACCUUUGGUAGUUUAGCAGGUACUACUGUAGCACUCAUUAUCCUUGCCUUGGGAUUUCUGCUAUCAGCCCAAGUUUCUCCACGUGUCACUUUUAAACCAGUAGCGCCAUCAGAUCAAAAUGCUACUUGCACAAGAUACAGUUACUGUAAUGAAUGUAUGUUGGAUCCAGACUGCGGAUUCUGCUAUAAGAUGAACAAAUCAACUGUCAUCGACUCCUCCUGUAUUCCAGUUAACAGAGCAUCUACAAACGAGGCAGCCUGGGGCAGGUGUGAAAAUGAAACCAAGUUCAAAACAGAAGAAGUAUUUUGGGCUUACAAUUUCUGCCCUACUCCAUAUUCCUGGACUGCACUCCUGGGCCUUAUUUUAUAUCUUGUUUUCUUUGCACCUGGAAUGGGACCAAUGCCUUGGACUGUGAAUUCUGAAAUAUAUCCCCUUUGGGCAAGAAGUACAGGAAAUGCAUGUUCAUCUGGAAUAAACUGGAUUUUCAAUGUUCUGGUCUCAUUGACAUUUCUACAUACAGCAGAGUAUCUUACAUACUAUGGAGCUUUUUUCCUCUAUGCUGGAUUUGCUGCUGUAGGACUCCUUUUCAUCUAUGGCUGUCUUCCUGAGACCAAAGGGAAAAAGUUAGAGGAAAUUGAAUCACUCUUUGACAACAGGCUAUGUACAUGUGGCACUUCAGAUUCUGAUGAAGGAAGAUAUAUUGAAUAUAUUCGGGUAAAGGGAAGUAACUAUCAUCUUUCUGACAAUGAUGCUUCUGAUGUGGAGUAAUUUCCAUCUGCUGAUAUAUUUGGUUGUUUAAACAAACUUGGGGGAGAAAAGCAAGAUUGGUGACCUCACUGCCCUGCUUCUAAUCUGGUUCCUUCCACAGUCUAGUUUUGAAUGACUACUUGAUUAAGAGAAAGAUACAACCAUGAUGACAUUUUCUUUCAAAGCAGAAAUGUAAAAAAAUAUAUAUUUACAGAGAUUUUAAUAAUUCUUGAGCAAAUGUCUGUGAUUCCUUCCUGAGAUAGUCUAAAAUGAUAUUGUACCCAGUGACUUCAGUGGUAUCCUUUUCUCCUAAGACCAUAUAUAAUUAUUAGUGGCAAUAGAGUCAGUGCUAAUAUAGCCAAAUUAUACAUGUAUGAUAUAUUUAUAAAGGUUUCUGGGAGAUGGAUUAACAGUGUUAAGUCAAUACAUGGCGUAUUGGUCCCAAAUUUUCCAAAGGAGUAGUGGCUUUUCUGUGAUCAGCUGUUAGAAAGUAAAUUCCAUUUUAAGCUUUCAUCAGUGGAUUUUAAAGUGCCUCCUACAAGGCCAUACCUAUCUUUAUCUACUUUGGAUUCCACAUUUUGGGUUCUCUCUCAAUUCAGAGUUCAGACACUGACACUGCAUAGUAUUUAUGGAACAUUAUCAAAAGCAGAUCUUUUAGGGGUUAUUUUCAUACUUUUUUUUGCAUCAGAAGUAAGUAUACAUUUGCAAAGAUAAGCUAGCAAAUUUUGGUAGGUAUAUUUGAUUGUCAGAAAGUAAAGAUUUUUAUGGAGCCCUAAUUGGUAUGCCAUUAUAAAUACAAAACAGUGCCAGAUCUUAAACUGAAUUUCAGGAUCUGCUUUUGUUCAUGUCAAACUCACCGUACCUUCACCUAUUGGCUCUGGAGUCCUACUGUUUUGUGCCUUCAUUUGUGUGGUAGAGCUGCUGACAG